This is a messenger RNA of Plasmodium berghei ANKA, 768 nucleotides long. RefSeq names its product fam-b protein. Lineage: Eukaryota; Apicomplexa; Aconoidasida; Haemosporida; Plasmodiidae. The record is from RefSeq and is a predicted model, not a curated record. Bases 1 to 768 code for a protein of 255 amino acids. The transcript is spliced from 2 exons.
AUGAGAGUCAGUGUUUUAAAAUAUGUUAUUUUUUCAAUUGUUAUUUGUUCUUUUGAAUAUGCCAAAAAUGAAUUAUACUUUGUAAACGAUAAAGGGAUAUACCUUGAAGGGAAUGUAAUAAACUUUAGAAAUAAUAGGAUAUUAGAAGAAGCGGACAAUCAAAUUGAUUUAAAUGAAUUUUAUCAAUCAACUUUGAGUCUUGCAAAUCAAUUUAAUGGUUGUAAUGAUGGUAAAAAGGAAAUAGAACACCUUCAAAAUAUUAUAAAUUCACAUAUAAAGAAGCAUAAAGAAAAUAAUACAUUACCCAAUUUAAAUAAUUUAGAUAAGAAAACUAAAAAGCUAAUUGAUGACCUUCGAACAGAAUUAGAAGAAGUAAAAAGAGAGAUUGAUAAUAAAAGGAAUGGUGAAUUAGCAAUACAUUCGAUAGAUGAUAAAAUAAUAAUAAAAAAAGAUGAAAAUGGUUCUGUAUCAGAACAUGAAGACUUUAAACAAUUGAGAAAUUCUGAAAAUAUUUUGGAAAUUGAUGAAGAUAUUUUUGAUAAUGAAUAUUGUGAAAUUAAAUCAAGUGAAAAUUAUAGGAAAUUCCAAAUUAAUAAAAAUAUUAAAAAAAAUGAAAAAUUAAUUAAGAAGUUGAUGAUUUUGUCUGUUACAAUUUUGUCUGUGGCAAUAGCAUCAGGAACAGUGAGCUUACUAUUGCUACUUGCACCGUUGGGGGGGUUAAUAUUUAGGAACUGGCGGAGAAUCAGGAAAUAUAGAUUUAGAUUAUGA